Molecule: messenger RNA, 339 nt
Organism: Pistacia vera
Lineage: Eukaryota; Viridiplantae; Streptophyta; Magnoliopsida; Sapindales; Anacardiaceae
Product: 26S proteasome regulatory subunit 6B homolog
Biological process (GO): proteasome-mediated ubiquitin-dependent protein catabolic process
Cellular component (GO): proteasome regulatory particle, base subcomplex
Molecular function (GO): proteasome-activating activity
Source: RefSeq, a predicted model, not a curated record
AUGGCCACCACUCGAGCCGACACUUUGGACCCUGCACUCUUACGUCUUGGGAGGCUUGAUAGAAAAAUUGAGUUCCCUUUGUCGGACAGACGACAAAAGAGGCUCGUUUUUCAGGUUUGCACUGCUAAAAUGAACCUAGGUGAUAAGGUGGACUUGGAGGAUUUUGUUUCUCGACCUGACAAAAUCAGUGCUUCAGACAUCGCAGCUAUCUGUCAAGAAGCUGGAAUGCAUGCAGUACGCAAGAACCGGUACGUCAUAACUCCCAACCCAAAGGACUUUGAAAAGGGUUAUGGAACCAAUGUGAAGAAACCUGACACUGACUUUGAAUUUUACAAAUGA